This is a messenger RNA of Centropristis striata (black sea bass), 7491 nucleotides long. RefSeq names its product heat shock protein 12A (gene hspa12a). The record is from RefSeq and is a predicted model, not a curated record. The transcript has 13 exons. Lineage: Eukaryota; Metazoa; Chordata; Actinopteri; Perciformes; Serranidae. The coding region runs from base 252 to 2282 and encodes 676 amino acids.
AGGCUCACUGCCCCCUACUUCAAAAAACCUCCACAUCCCAAACCUUCUCCAUGUGCUUUUCAACGGCCUUUCCCUAAAACAGGAAGCUACAAGGCGAAGUGAAACCGAAGGGGGUCCCGAGUUAGCGGCGACGAGGCUGUUUUUGUUGAAGUUUUUUUUCUUAUUUGGCCCGGUAUUCCCAGUAAACCAGGAAAAUUGCUUGGUGUAGCUGUAUUGGUGAGAAGGCUCGGGAGGAGGUGAAACUGCGGGAUAUGAUGACUGAGAAAGAGACGGCGACAGAGAAGCUAAUAUCAGAUGCGAUGGCUAAUCCUUCUCCAGCAAAGAGCAUGGGUGACCCUGGAAUCACCCCACUGUCUCCUUCACAUACUCAGCAAAACGACACAGACCAGGUACCGUCAGGGCCCUCCUUUGUGGUGGUGGUUGCCAUUGACUUUGGCACGACAUCCAGCGGAUAUGCUUAUGCCUUUACUAAGGAGCCAGAGUGCAUUCACACUAUGAGGCGUUGGGAAGGUGGGGACCCUGGUGUGUCCAAUCAGAAGACUCCAACCACCAUCCUGCUGACUCCAGACAGGAAGUUUCACAGUUUUGGCUAUGCGGCCCGUGACUUCUACCAUGACCUUGACCCCAGCGAUUCCAAACACUGGCUCUAUCUGGAAAAAUUCAAAAUGAAGCUCCACACCACUGCAAAUUUGUCCAUCGACACAGACCUCCAUGCAGCCAAUGGGAAACGAGUGAAAGCUCUGGAUAUCUUUGCAUAUGCAUUGGCCUUCUUUAAGGAGCAAGCACUGAAGGAGCUUAGUGAUCAAACAGGCGGUGACUUUGACAACAAUGAUGUAAGAUGGGUGAUCACUGUUCCUGCCAUCUGGAAAAUGCCUGCAAAACAGUUCAUGAGGGAAGCUGCCUAUAAGUCUGGUCUGGUGUACCGUGACAAUCCAGAGCAGCUGAUCAUCGCCUUAGAACCAGAGGCAGCAUCAAUCUAUUGCCGCAAGCUCCGCCUCCACCAGAUGGUGGACCUGGGCACCCAUACCACCCAGAACGGCUGCAGCCCUACUGACAACGUAGGCAGUGGAAUGACCCAAGUCUCUCCAGGUCAUGCAAAGGAGCAUGUUCGGCGCAACCGGCAGAGCCGCACCUUUUUGGUGGAAAAUGUCAUAGGGGAACUUUGGUCGGAGCUGGAAGAAGGGGACCGUUAUGUGGUGGUGGACUGUGGUGGAGGAACGGUGGACCUGACUGUGCAUCAAAUCCGUCUUCCAGAGGGACAUCUAAAGGAGCUCUACAAGGCCUCAGGUGGACCCUACGGCUCCAUCGGGAUUGAUUAUGAAUUUGAGAAGCUGCUGUGCAAGAUCUUUGGCCAGGAUUUUAUCGACCAGUUUAAAAUCAAAAGACCGGCUGCCUGGGUGGACCUGAUGAUUGCGUUUGAGUCUCGAAAGAGGGCAGCAGCACCUGACAGAACAAACCCCCUCAAUAUUAACCUACCCUUCUCCUUUAUUGACUACUACAAGAAGUUCAGGGGCCACAGUGUGGAACACGCCCUGCGCAAAAGCAAUGUGGAUUUUGUUAAAUGGUCGUCUCAGGGAAUGCUAAGGAUGAGUCCAGAUGCUAUGAAUUCCCUCUUCAAGCCCACCAUAGACCAUAUCAUCCAACAUCUCACUGAGCUCUUUGAGAAGCCAGAGGUGAGCGACAUCAAGUUCCUGUUCUUAGUGGGAGGUUUUGCUGAGUCCCCCUUGCUGCAGCAUGCUGUCCAGGACAUGCUCCAGGGCCGCAGCCGCAUCAUCAUACCCCAUGACGUUGGCCUGACCAUUCUGAAAGGUGCUGUGCUGUUUGGCCUGGACCCUAGUAUCAUUAAAGUCCGCCGCUCGCCCCUCACAUACGGGGUGGGCGUCCUCAAUCGCUUUGUGGAGGGCAAGCACCCGCCAGAGAAGCUUCUGGUGAAGGAUGGCACGCGCUGGUGCACUGAUGUUUUUGACACCUUUAUUGCUGCUGACCAGUCUGUGGCACUGGGUGAGAUGGUGAAGCGGAGCUACACGCCGGCCAAGCCCUCUCAGCAGGUUAUCGUCAUCCACGUCUACUGCUCAGAGAAGGAGAAAGUGGGCUUCAUUAGCGAGUCCAGCGUCCGGAAGUGUGGGACACUUCGUUUGGAUGUGAGCGGAACGGAAAGCACAGCUCCACGCCGUGAGAUCCAGACGCUCAUGCAGUUUGGUGACACAGAGAUCCGGGCCAUGGCGGUGGAUGUGUCCACCGGGCGCACCGUUAAAGCUAGCAUUGACUUCCUAAGCCAUUAAGAAGGAAACAAGGGAGCCAAUGUUCCAAAAUUGUUGAGAAAUGGAAACAUACACCUUCCAUACAUACACACACACAGACACAACAAGCUGGGGGUAUUUACUGGAAAGUGUUUACUGGUAAUGAAUCUUAAGGCUAAGUGACUCAGUUUAAGUGGUAGGGGUUUAGAUGGGGUGGUAGAUGGUUUUAAGUGUUAAACUUCACUUAAACUCAGGCUGACAUUUAACUGUAGAAUCUGCUACAACAAGGAAAAGAAAAAGACAAUCUGGAUGAGUUCAGUGUGUUUAAGGUCUAUCAUCUCACUCCAGCACUGUAGUCCAUUUGCUGAGGAGCUCCAUGAUGUCAACACACUCAUUACAAACCCAUAUAUCCCCUGCUGAGGCUACAGCUUUGUUCAGUUACGUUGAAGAGCUCCUGACAUUGAACAUAAAGGCUUAUUCGCUUCUUAUUCACCCUUUCAGCCAUAAUGUAUUACAGGACAGCUUAUCAAAUAUUGUCUCGGUGCAUUCCAGAGAAAAGGCACUCAAAGCCAAGAAAAACAAGACGUACAGUAUAAUAUUCUAAUGCAAACAUGGUGGAUACACACUCAAAAUACAUCUAUACAUGCUUCAGUUUGUCAGAUUACAGCAGAUCGUUGUAUAUAUAUGUGCAUCACUUAACAGUUUGUGUGUAAAAAGGUACAUAAUAACAUGUCAUCAAGCUUGGACGGAAGGUCUAGAUACUCUGUGCUCCAAAUAUUACAUCAGCUCCACUUCACUACAGUUCUGAAGGCCAUACCAGUGGUUUUGUAUGAUUCGACCCUUUAAACAGAGCCAAAUGCCAGCCAUUUUCCAGAACAUACCAUUUUAUUUCAAAUUUACAUUAUUUCAGAAAGCAAGAGUUAUCUGCUGCAGAGAACACGUAGUAAGCUAAAAUUCUUGUGAUGUCGAUGUAAGACCAGUGCAUUAUGUGAGGGCAAACAACAUACAGUCAUAAUAAUAAACCAUAAGCCUAACAAGCUCUGUAUGAUUAUGUAAAACAUAUUAGUUAUGGAUGAUGAUGGAACCAGAUAAACAGCUUUCACAGCCUCUCUUGUUCUGUUGCAUGUAGAAAUGAUGUCUUUCUUACUAAUUUAGAGACUAUCCCCAUUGACAGCCAGGCUUUGUUGAACAUUUUAACUUUGUUGAACAUUUUAACUUCACCUACUGAAGUAUCAAUGCUUGUUACCAAAUGACAGUCAUUUCACAGUACCCUGGAGAACAGAACCAUAGGUAUUUACAUUGUAAAGGUAAGGUAAGAACGAGUCUGAAAACUGAUGGCAUACUUUGACCAUAAUGUCAGGUUUUUAAUUUAAUCAAUGGGCCAAAUCAAGCAAAACCACCAGUAUGUUCCUUUAACAUUGUCCACAGUUAAAUCUGAAUCCAUGAAUGUGAAACAUGCUGCAAGCUCAAUCUGAAAUGCCAGUACAGCCAUCAAUUGUGCUUAAUUGUUGCCUUUAUUUGUUAAUGCUUUUGACUAUUAGAUGUGGACAUAAUGCCACUUGCCACUUGAAUAUUUUGAAUCCAGGUGUGAUUCUGCACAAAUGUGCAGGCCAGUUAACACAAACAAUGAAGUAUGUUUAUUUCUGUAAAUACAGUAUUUAAAUAUUGUACAGAUUUUUAGCUAUGUUUCUGCAGCUUUAGAACCGAGAGAGAGAGAGAGAGAGAGAGAGAGAGAGAGAGUCUGUGUUAUUGUACUUCCUACAUUCAGAGUGAGGGCAUUUUGGGUGAUAAAAACAUGGUUUUAAGUUUUAGGUUACAAUUAGGUUUAGGUUAGGGUUAGAGUACCAGUGUGUGUGUGUGUGUGUGUGUGUGUGUGUGUGUGCGUGCGCGUGCAUGUGUGUGUGUGUGUGUGUGUGUGUGUGUGUGCGUGCGUGCGCGUGCAUGCGUGUUUGUGUGUGUGCGUGCGUGCGUGCGUGCGUGUGUGUGUGUGUGUGUGUGUGUGCUUUCACAUGGACAUCUCUCAGCAUUCUUCUCUCACCAGCCAUAGCAUGAGAGGUCGAAGCAGGUUUGAUUGCUCCCUUCAUUCAAAAGUGAGAGAUUGGAUGUGUCACUUCUUUUGUUUGCAAUCACAAAAGAAACUUGAAUACCUCUGUCCUUAAAAAUAGCAUUUCAGUCUUGAAAUGGUAGCAGUAUAUAAAUGUGUCCAUUCCCCUUUUCCAUCUCAUCUGCCCCAAGUUAACAUGACAACAAUGCCAUGAUGCAAAUUCAUUUGAAAUUCAGCAGCUGCCGAGCCCUUCCAGAUGUUCCAGAAGUUAUUUGCAUUUACUGCUACCACUGGAGUAUAUCUAAAUUCCAUUUGCGAGCCCACCACAUGGCUAUUGCAGACAAUCCUGUUUGCCCCAAAUCAUCUAGCUUGCUGCAGACCAAUGAGCACUGUGGAGGACAUGGGUCUGUGUGGAAUAACUUGGAUUGCAUCCUACUAAUAAGCCUAUAGUCUGACUCACUGGGUGUAGACUGUUGGUAUAAGCCAACCCUAUCUCAACAGUAUGAGAUAGGAUUAGCUAUGUGAGACUGCUACACUUAUGACUUGCCUUGAGAGCCACCACUGUAUCAAAGCUAUAAACUUGCAUAAAGACCACACAGGUAGCAGAGAAGCUGGGACAGAAUACGAUUGUUGCACUCACUGGAGGCUAUUGGACUUCCCUCAGCAAUCACAGUUACCUCAGGGUGAAAACGCAUUAUUUAGACCAGCCAUAGGAAAUAGUAGUUACUGGACACAACUCUAGUUGGAUAAAUACAUGAGUCGCCCUAUAACUACUGUGCUAAAAACUCAAUUUAAAGUACAUUUUGAACAGAAGAAAAAUGUGUGAUUAAUUUGCGGUUAGCUAUGGACAAUCAUCAGAUUCAUCGUGAUUCAAUAUUUUAAUCCAAUAACUCUAAUAAUAACUAUUAUUAGAUAUAUAUAUCUAAUAAUAUUCAGUAAAGAAAUAUUUAGAGAAUAUGAUUCCUCCAAUACGUCUCUAAUAUAAAGAACUUGAACCAUUUAAUGUAGAAUUUGUUGUUUCUUUGUGAAAGACUGAGGCAUAGUCAGCAAUAAUCAAAAGAAAAAAACACAUUUCCAGAUAAUUAUGAAAUACCAAGUUUCAGUCUCAACAAAUCCACGCUUGAAUAAACUGUGAUGUCAAUAUUCACCCUACCAGAGCAUAUGCUGCAUCCCUUUGCUCUCCUAUAGCUUUAUGCAUUUUUGACUUCCAACGUAAUUGCUAACCAUCACACUGAUUAUGAAAGAGGUCAAAUUGAAGGGGCAAUGCUGUGUGUUAACUGCUAUCAUGAUUGACCUCAGCAGGGAGAAUUGGCUGAAACAAAUCAAGCUGAUGUAGUGGCCCCAUGAUACAGUGGCUACAUUUGGCUGUGGCUAGUUUCAUCCAUUGCUAAAUGGUGUUACUUCUCAUCCGUCUGCGAGGUUAUAUAAAAGUGGAAGCUGCGACAGCCCGAACUCUGUCCAGGAACUCUUUUGUUGGCUUAUGUAGUCUCAGCGCAGUGCAAUCAUUUGUACUUUUCGGGGACAGCCUUGGCUGACAGUCUCUCUCUGAAUGGUGUGAUCAGUAGUUGGGACGAUAACUGCUGCGUAAAAAUGGGCCCGGUGUCUGUUGAGCCAAGUUACAAAAAUUGCUUAUCAAUGAAAAGCACUUGGUUUGAAGCGUACUGACGCCAUCCGAGUCCAAGCAUGGUGCAAAUGUCCACAGGUUGCACUGAUUUCAUGGAAAUGAAAAGAAAAUUGUCUGAAAUUUAAUUAUAAAAGCUGGUGUGACAAGGCCCUUACAGCUGCGACAGCACGUUAGCUUGCAACGCUCGUUUAUUUCGUAAAGAAUGCUGCACGUCCAUCCUGCUGUGGCAGGUACACUUGGAGACUUCCAGUGUAAAGCAUAUACCUGACCAUGAGUGUCACCACAAUUCGAGGAGGCAGAUGUUGUUCACAGGAUUUGCGCUAGUCUCUAAGCGAGAUGAUUAGCUUGGAGCUAGACAUUGAGCAUACUAUGAAGAGGUAACAUAUCACCAUGAUAGAUACUGAAAGAACAAUAAAACUCCUGUUUUGCCUGGUUGGUUCAAGAAAGACCAAUUAAUCUUUGAGUCAUUAGUAUUGACCAUAAGUCCCCUACAGGUACAUCAGUACUAUUGUUCCCUGGUGUUUCCAGAAUCUUGACAUCUUAAGGAUACCAGCUAGUAGCCAGUUUUUAAAGCUAUUUUCUUCGAUACAUUAUUUGAACUGUGACUCAAGGCUUGUUCCGCUUUUCAGUGUCAUUGUACAAAGUCGCACAUGAUGCUGUCUUAGGCACUCUUUCUGCAAUGCAUGUUUUGCAUGUGUCACAUAGGAAUGACUAAACAACAAGCAACAAACAAUACGUUGAUGGCUAUUACUAAUACACAAAAUCAAGAUUUACCACUGAUGAUGAUGGUGGUGGUGUUUUCUGGAAUAACCUGUGUACUCCUCAGCCUUAUCACAGUAUUGGAGACUGGCUGGGCUGUGUAUAAUACCCUACUGCUUCCUGAGCUGAUGUAGUAGAUGUUAAUGCUCAUAACUGAUGGCAGCUCUUCACUCUUUACUAAUGACUAACCUAAUAACAUUUUAUUUCUUCUACACAUAUCUGUACUCACAAAGGAUGGAUAUUAAGUGGUAGGAUUCAAUAACACCACCUUUCUAUUGUUUCUUUGGUUAGAUAAUUAUAAUGUAUUGUGUGCAACCUUGAGUAUUAUGUGGUGCACAGGAUGCUGAUAUGUAGCAGCUUUAUACUUAAAGCUAUGAUAAAAGUCUUUUGAAGCUGAUAGCGGCUUCUAUUUUCAGCCAUCAGGCAGCAUUUGACAUUUCGGCUGAAGUGUCAAAUUUUCAGUCAAUCAUGCUAAAGUCAAGUGGUUCAAUGGAUGUGAUUUGAGGUAGAGGUCUAGCCAGCUUGCAUCAUGUACAAGUAUCUGCUUAACACUAUCUAAAAUAUACAAUAAUUCAGAAAAAUUAUACUGCUAGAAUGAUUGAGCUUAUAGUUAGGAUCAUGUCAGCCACUCUGAAAUGCAACACAAUGUAUACUUUUAGUUCUUUAUUGAUGAUGCAAAGGAGAUUUUUUUUUAUCUUGAGUUACUUAAAUGUAUUGUUCUCUCUUUUUCUCGCAAUUUUCACACAGUAAUGGGUGUAUUUUGAUCAAUGCCAGGUAUUCACUGUCAGACUGUCACCAAUAAAAUGUAUGUGUAUUUCAAGGAA